CACACACACACACACACACACGUAAAUAUAUAUACAAUACCAAAUACACAAAAUGCUAUUUAUUUAAGACGCUGUAAUUGAAACGGCCUCCACUGGAGGGCGCCAGUGGACUACACGAUGAUUCGGAGGGGGAGGAAGAGGAGGAGGAUGAAGAGGAGGAGGAUGCUGCCGGGAUUCUGAUGAUGCAGAAGUGGACUAUCCUGCAGGGAAGGACACGCCAAGAAGAGGAGGAAGAAGAAGAAGAACAAGAAGAAGAAGGAGGAGGAGUGCGGGGACGAGCGCAGUGCUGUGUUGAAAAAGACCAAGAAGGAAGGAAAAAAAAAAGGAAGAAAGAAGAGAAGCCAGUUUGACCACCAAGGAGGCUAUUCUGAGGAGGUGGGCCACCAUGUCCCGGGAGGCGGGAACCAGCCUCACGUGGCGUCCUUGUUGAUGUGACCAUCAGCACACAAAAGCUGAUGAGCGGCCACCCCGAUGCCUACGUUGCUACAGACUGCCACCAAUCGUUUGCUCCCUCCAUCCUCCCCUGGGCAGCGGCGUUCACGGCAAUCGGAACCCUAGCAGCAUUGGCGUGUGUCGGCGAGCAGCUGAAGUUGGCUUCCUGCCUGUUGAGAUGCGCCGGGAGGAAGCACUGUGAACACGAGUUCAUGCUGAUGAAAUUGAUCUGCUCAGUGAGCUUGAACCAGAGCCAUGGGGAGUACCCGGACUGCAGGAGUGAGCGCGAGACUGGGGGCGAGGCGUCUCUCCUGGUGUCUCCGCUGGUGGUGGCGGGUAUCGUCAUAGGCCUAGUGCUUUUCCUCUCCUGCGUCACCAUCAUCGUGGGCAGCCUGCGCAAAGACAGCCGGCUGAGGAACCCUCACCUGAGAGCCAGCUACGGUCCAGAUGGUUACUCCUUUGGAGGUUCCGUCGGAGAACUGAGGUCAACGUGCUUAGAAGACUUUCCACCCAGUUUGGACUUUGACUCUUACAGUCUGUCACAAGUCAACCACCUGUACCCCGAUUCUCCACCACGUUACGAUGAAUGCGUGGGCCCCGGUUACACCCACAUCUACAUACCCACAGACGACCCCCCGCCUUACUCGCUAUGGGACCCCCAUCAGAACAACUCCGAAGGGGCAGAGGAGGGUCCCAGUUCUGCCAGCGCAGCCUCGCCGCCCCCGGAGCAUCGACACAUCGCAUCCAUCUCCUUCCCGUUGGAGGCUGCGCCGCCGUACGAGGCGGUGAUUGGCGAGCAGGGGCAGCCCUUGCCCCUGGUGCCAUGUGACCUUUCUAAAUACCAAUCAGAGAGGAACGCCGACGCCAACAGGCGACAGUCGGGUAUCAGCCAGAUCUCAUAGGACAGCUAUUUUGGACCUUUCCUCUGCUUGAGUUGAACACAAACUGUGAAGGUUUUUAGGUACUUUCCACACUUUUUUUGUAGAGUGAAACUCAAGAGAGAGAACCGUUUUCUAGAGGGAGUUUACGGACUAAAACUCAUCCUGGUGAAAUGGGGAUCUUAUCGAACGACUCUCCAUCCAUGUUGUGGUAACACAAUGGCGUAGUUUUAAUUUUGACUGAACCCCAGAACAAACUGAUUAUUUUCAAGUUGAAGUUAUUAGACACAAGCACAGAGCAAAGCGUCCUUUUUAAGUCACUCAUACCAUGGCUAAGAAACAUUCAGGAACAAGGCAUAUUGGUGUUUUGCAAACUUUCCUAGCACAGCAACCACAAUCUAGGUCACGUCAAAUAAAAAAUCUGUCAUGUCAAAACAGGCCAUCAGAGCAAUUUUCUUUAAAAAAAAAAAAAAAAGCCCCUAG
Molecule: messenger RNA, 1793 nt
Organism: Hippocampus comes (tiger tail seahorse)
Lineage: Eukaryota; Metazoa; Chordata; Actinopteri; Syngnathiformes; Syngnathidae
Gene: bean1
Product: brain expressed, associated with NEDD4, 1
Exons: 5
Coding region: 456-1334 (292 amino acids)
Source: RefSeq, a predicted model, not a curated record